AUGUCAGCAAGUAUAGAAUCAAGCGCAAUUGCUGAUUUUUUCAAACAAAAAUCUAUCUUUAUUACUGGUGCUACGGGAUUUAUCGGCAAACAGCUUGUUGAAAAACUUGUUCGAUCAUGCCCAGACAUCGAAAAUAUAUAUCUUCUUGUUCGACCAAAACGAGGUCAUGAUGUAACUGAACGUGUAAAAGAAUUAGUAUCUGGGACUUUAUUUAACCAUGCUCGAUCUGUUCAUCCAAAUUUCGAACAAAAAAUUAUUCCUAUGCAAGGGGAUAUACUUGAUCCAAAUUUUGGCCUUAGUUCCGCAGAUGAAACUACAUUAAUCGAAAAUUGUCAUGUUAUUUUUCAUUCAGCAGCAACGGUUCGUUUUCAUGAACCACUUCGAUUAGCUGUUCAAAUGAAUGUUGCAUCAGUUAAAAAACUACUUGCGUUAUGUCAUAAACUGAAAAAAAUACAAUCUAUUGUUCAUGUAUCAACAGCUUAUGCUAAUUGUAAUCGCAGUGAUGUUGCUGAAAUGAUCUAUCCACCCCCAAUUCAUCCAUCAAAAUUAUUAGAUGCUAGUGAAUGGAUGGAUGAUCAAGUAUUUGACACUAUAACUAAGAAGAUUAUUAAUGAUAGACCUAAUACAUAUACAUUUACUAAAGCACUUGCUGAAUACGUUAUAUCUCAAGAAUCGAAAGAUCUUCCAUUAGCGAUUAUACGACCAUCGAUUGUCGGGUCAUCAUGGCGAGAACCAAUGCCAGGAUGGAUUGAUAAUUACAAUGGCCCGAGUGGAAUGAUUGUUGCAACUGGUAAAGGCAUGUUUCGUAUAAUGUUUGGAAAUAGUACAGCAGUAGCUGAUAUUGUUCCUGUUGAUGUUUGUGUCAAUAUGAUGAUUGCUAUAGCAUGGCAUACAGCAAUGAAACAGCCAAAAGAUAUUCCUGUAUAUCAUUGUUGUAGUUGGCAUGCAGGUGCAUUGACAUGGGGUAAAAUUACUGAAAUUGGUUUGCGUCAUCUUGAUACAAUAUGUAUGGAAAAUGCAAUUACAUUUCCAAAUUUAACAUUUACUUCCAAUCGAUUUCGAUAUUUUUAUCUUCGAUUAUUUCAAGAAGUCUUCCCAGCUUUUGUGCUUGAUUGUGCCAUGCGUAUCGCUGGUCGAAAACCAAUGUUUUUAAAAUUAUGCGAUAGAAUUUAUAAGAGUGUACGAACAUUGGAUUUUUUUACCUCACAUUCAUGGUCUUUUCCGAAUGAUAAUAGCCUUGGUCUUCAACAAGAAAUGAAUGAUACUGAUCAAAAAAUUUUUAAUUUUGAUUUAAAAGACAUGGAUUGGGAUCAAUAUUGGUUUCAUUAUUGUUUGGGUGCUAAACAAUAUAUACUUCGUGAAGAUCUCGCUCAUAUGCCAAAAUGUCAAAAACGAAAUCAACGAUUAAAACGUCUACAAAAUUUAUUAUGGUUUUCUACCGUUGCACUUAUUAUAAAAUUUAUUUUUUUUCGAUCCUUUAAAAUUCGUCGAAUUUUCAUGAUUCCUUUCCGUUUUAUUUUGUCAUUACUUUCGAAAAUCUUAACAAAAUAG
Adineta steineri is the source of this 1551-nucleotide messenger RNA. The record is from the annotation of a GenBank genome assembly. NCBI's taxonomy places the organism in Eukaryota, Metazoa, Rotifera, Eurotatoria, Adinetida, Adinetidae.